AUGGGUGAUGGUCGAAGUAUUGCAGUUAUGAAUGAACCAUGGUGUCGGGGCAGCAAUAAUUCUAGAUUUAUUGUUCCACUUUUAGAGGAUGUUAUGGAGAAUAAGAUAAUUUGGAAGGAGGAACGGGAUGGGGAGUAUUGUGUGAGAUCUGGCUAUCGCAUUUGGUGCAAUGAGUUUCGUAGACACAAUAGUGGUACCGUUAAUGAAGAUUGGAGAUGCGAGUUUUGUGAUCAUCAUACGGAGGACGAGCGGCAUCUCUUUUUGGGUUGUGAUGCUACUAAUCUUUGUUGGAGAUCCUCAGGUUUGUCCAAUAUUCUUGAUUCUCGUCUUCAUUUAUCCACUAACUUCAAGGAAAUUAUUUUUGAUAUUUGUAAGAAAGAAGAUAAAAAGUUAGCGAGAAGGUUUGCGGUUAUGCUUGAAUUAAUAUGGAAGAAUAGGAAUGACUUUAUUUGGCAUCAAGAACAUGAAGAAGCGUCUAAAAUGGGCUUGUGUGCGUCUCAUAGGUGGAAUGAUUGGUUUCACGCACAAGAUGUUAAUGGCAACAAUGCUCAAUCACCUCAUGAUUUGGAGUGGAGGCCUCCGUCAAUAAGUAUUGCUUGGGAUCCAGGGACUCUUAGCCUUGUUGAAGCGGAGGCUUUAGCUCUUAAAGAGGCUAUCCUUGGAGCCCUCGAUAAACCUGAAUUAUGUUAUUUUUUAGAGUGA
Molecule: messenger RNA, 702 nt
Organism: Vicia villosa (hairy vetch)
Lineage: Eukaryota; Viridiplantae; Streptophyta; Magnoliopsida; Fabales; Fabaceae
Exons: 4
Coding region: 1-702 (233 amino acids)
Source: RefSeq, a predicted model, not a curated record